This is a messenger RNA of Mesocricetus auratus (golden hamster), 9713 nucleotides long. It is a transcript of the gene Tp53bp1, whose product is annotated as tumor protein p53 binding protein 1. Bases 173 to 6079 code for a protein of 1968 amino acids. Gene Ontology annotation, cellular component: nucleus. Lineage: Eukaryota; Metazoa; Chordata; Mammalia; Rodentia; Cricetidae. Gene Ontology annotation, biological process: positive regulation of transcription by RNA polymerase II; DNA damage checkpoint signaling. The record is from RefSeq and is a predicted model, not a curated record. Gene Ontology annotation, molecular function: histone binding. The transcript has 28 exons.
UGGCGAGCCUCAGCAGCGAAUGGACGGUCCGAUACUGAGUGACGUGACGGGAAAAGGGGGAGCUCGCGGCUGGUGGCGGCGGUGGCGACAGUGGCGACCUGGGGAUCGACCUGGAGGGGCCUGGGAAGCGUGCAGAGAUCUCUAGAUCCAGCGUGAGGGACCUCCCGCCGGGAUGCCAGGGGAGCAGAUGGACCCUACUGGAAGUCAGUUGGAUUCAGAUUUCUCUCAGCAAGAUACUCCUUGCCUGAUAAUUGAAGAUUCUCAGCCUGAAAGCCAGGUUCUGGAAGAAGAUGCUGGCUCUCACUUUAGUGUGCUGUCUCGACACCUUCCCAAUCUGCAGAUACACAAAGAGAACCCCGUGUUGGAUAUUGUGUCGAAUCCGGACCAAGCAGCUGCAGAAGAGCAAGGAGACAAUAAUAGCUCCUUCAAACAUCUGAAGGAAAACAAAGCUUCUGCAGACCCUGUGGAUUCCUCUCAUUUGGGCACGUGUGAUUCCAUCAGUCAGAUCAUAGAACAGUUGCCUCAGCCAAACAGGACAAGCAGUGCUCUGGAGGUGACAGUAGAAGCUGCUUCUCUUCCAGAGGAGGAGAAGGAGGAAGAGCUAGAAGAGGAGAAGGAAGAGGUGGGAGCAGAUGCUGCUGAUGCUGCUCCGGGCUCCCUUGGUGCUGAAGAUUCUGCUUCAUCACAGUUGGGCUUUGGGGUCCUGGAACUGUCCCAGAGCCAGGAUGUUGAAGAACAUACAGUGUCAUAUGAUGUCAACCCUGAACAUAUGCAGUUGGUUACCACCAACUCGGGUUCUUCCCAGCUGUCUGACAUGGAUGCAAAUACUGCAGUUAAAUGUGAAGAACAGUCCACUGAAGAUACCUCCAUGGCAGAACAACCUAACAAAGACAUCCCUGUUACAGUUCAGCACAAUAAAGGUAUCCCUGUGGUAGACGAGCAAAAUAUAUCACCUGCAAGGCCAGAGGAUCUGCCUUCUAGUCCUCAAGCCUCUGUUGCAGCUGUGGAAACAAAGGAACAGGUGCCUGCCCAAGAGCUUCCAGAAGGGGCGCUGCAGGUUCAGAUGUCCUCGGAGCCCGAGGUCUCGUCCACUCAAGAGGACCUGUUUGAGCAGAGCAGUAAAACAGCUUCUGAUGGUUGUUCUACUCCUUCAAGGGAGGAAGGUGGGUGUUCUCCGGUUUCCACACCCGCCACCACCCUGCAGCUCCUGCAGCUGUCUGGUCAGAGGCCCCUUGUCCAGGACAGUCUUUCCACGAAUUCCUCAGAUCUUGUUGCUCCUUCCCCUGAUGCUUUCAGACCUACCCCUUUUAUCGUUCCUAGCAGUCCCACAGAGCAAGGAGGGAGAAAAGAUGAGCCCUUGGAUAUGUCAGUGAUGCCUGAAGAAGGAGGGGAGACUUUCCAGAAGCUUCAGGAUGGCGAAGCAGUGGAGAUAGAAAAGCCUCAUGUCCCGUCUCAGCCCGCAGUAUCACCACAAGUGUCAACACCAGUGUCUCAGAGCGCACCUGUCUUCACUCCGGGCUCUCUUCCCAUCCCGUCCCAGCCUGAGUUUUCUCAUGAUAUUUUCAUUCCAUCACCAAGUUUGGAAGAACCAUCAAGUGAUGGGAAGAAAGGUGACGAUUUGCAUAGCUCAUCUUUGACUGUGGAGUGUUCUAAGACUUCAGAGAGUGAACCAAAGAAUUUCACUGAUGACCUUGGGCUCUCCUUGACAGGGGAGUCUUGCAAACUGAUGCUUUCUACAAGUGAGUAUAGUCAGUCCUCAAAGAUGGAGAGCUUGGCUUCUCCCAAGAGUGAGGGAGAUGGAGAGAACACACAGAUUGAGGACAUUGAACCGUUGUCUCCAGUUACCAAUUCUAAACUUCCCGCUGAAACUGAUGAUAUCCUGAUGAAUCCAGCACAGGAUGACCAUGAAGAAAUGAAUCAGAAUGAUGACAAAAUAGAAGGGGGUGACACAGAGAACAGAGCUGAUGAUGGUGUUUUAGCUGCUGGUAGUAAAGGCAGAGAAGACACUGUUGCUGAAGAUGUUUGCAUUGAUCUCACGUGUGAUUCUGGAAGUCAGGCAGUUCCGUCUCCAGCUACUCGAUCCGAGGCACUUUCUAGUGUCUUAGAUCAGGAGGAGGCUAUGGAAAUUAAAGAACAGCAUCCAGAGGAGGGAUUUUCAGGAUCUGAGGUUGAGGAAGUCCCUGAGACUCCCUGUGAAAGUCACAGAGAGGAGCCCCAGGAAGAAACAAUGGAGAGUAUCCCACUGCACCUUUCUCUGACUGAAACCCAGUCCCAGGCAUUGUGUCUUCAGAAGGAAGUGCCCAAAGAAGAAUGCCCAGAGGCCAUGGAAGUAGACCCUGCUGUGAUUAGUGUUGACUCCCCUCAGAAGCUGCUGGUACUCGACCAGGAGUCAGAGCAUAAGGAGCCAGAAGCCUGGGAAGAAGCCGCUUCUGAGGACUCCAGUGUUGUUAUCGUUGAUGUGAAGGAGCCCUCGCCAAGAGUUGUGCCCUGCGAACCUUUGGAGGGAGUGGAGAAAUGCUCAGAUUCCCACUCCUGGGAGGAUGUUACGCCAGAGGUGGAACCAUGUGCUGCGAAUAGAGUGGACACUCCCAAGGAAAAAACUGUAGACUGUGACGGAGAUGUGAAAGCAGAGACCACAGCAAAGGACUCUGUAGAGGAAGCCUCUCCACAGCCUCCUUUGCCUUCAGUGAGAGAUGAGCCUCCCAGACCCGACCAGGAGAUGCAGCAGCCCCAGCUUCAGGAGAAAGAGAACCCAGAGACCAUAGAUGUAAAAGUGGCUGAUGCCAAGCAGCUGGGGUCAGAGGGAGCAUCCCAGGAACUUGUGAAGGCCCCUGCCCGCGACUCUCAAAGUUUCUGUGAGAGUUCUAGUGAAACCCCAUUUCAUUUCACUUUGCCUAAAGAAGGUGAUAUUAUCCCACCAUUGACUGGUGCAACCCCACCUCAUAUUGGGCACCUAAAAUUGGAUCGCAACAGACAUAGUACUCCUAUUGGGAUUGGCAACUAUCCAGAAAGCACCAUAGCAACCAGUGAUGUCAUGUCUGAAAGCAUGGUGGAGAUCAAUGAUCCUCUACUUGGGAGUGAAAAAGGAGAUUCUGAGUCUGCCCCAGAAGUGGAAGGAAAACUGUAUCUGAAAAUGAAACUGGUUAGUCCCGAGACAGAGGCCAGUGAAGAAUCUUUGCAGUUUAGCCUGGAAAAGCCUGCUACUGCUGAGAGAAAAAAUGGAUCAACUGCUGUUGCUGAGCCUGUUGCCAGUCCCCAGAAGACGGUGCCUGUGUUUAGCUACAGGCAAGAGAAGGAGACUUGGAGUGAGGAUCCUCCCUCUGUACCCAUCAGGGCAAACUUGCUCCAUUUCCCAAGUGUUGAAGAAGAGGACAAAGAAAAAAUGGAUGGUGCCCCAAAGCUCAGGCAGAGUGAACAGCCUAUGAGGCCUGUUGGGCUGGUCAAGGAUGCUGCUGCUUCUGAGGACUCUGCUUCUUCUGUUUCCCAGCAGAGAGCCACACAGGGGUCAUUCAGCCCUCAAGGAGAAGUGAUGGAAACAGACCUGCUGGAAGGACUGAGUGCUAACCAGGAAAAACCAUGUAAGGUCUUGAUGGAAAGACCCACCCAGAGUAACAUAGGAAUCCAGACCAUGGACCAUUCCCUGUGUGCCCCAGAAACUGUUUCAGCGGCAACCCAGACUGUGAAGAGUGUGUGUGAACAGGGAACCAGUACAGUGGAGCAGAACUCUGGGAAACAAGAUGCCACUGUGCAGACGGAGAGGGGGAGUGGUGAGAAACAGGCUCCUGUGGACGAUACAGAGUCCCUCCACAGCCAGGGAGAAGAAGAAUUUGAAAUGCCCCAGCCUCCACAUGGCCAUGUCUUGCAUCGUCACAUGAGAACGAUUCGUGAAGUUCGGACACUUGUCACCCGUGUCAUCACAGAUGUUUACUAUGUGGAUGGGACAGAAGUGGAAAGGAAAGUAACUGAGGAGACUGAAGAACCAAUCGUAGAAUGUCAGGAAUGUGAAACAGAGGUUUCCCCUUCCCAGACUGGAGGCUCUUCUGGAGACCUGGGGGACAUCAGCUCCUUCUCCUCCAAAGCAUCCAGCUCACACCACACAUCAAGUGGGACGAAUCUCUCCGCCAUGCACAGCAGUGGCAGCUCAGGACGAGGAGCCGGGCCACUCAAAGGGAAAACCAGCGGGACAGAACCUGCAGAUUUUGCCUUACCCAGUUCCAGAGGAGGGCCAGGAAAACUGAGUCCUAGAAAAGGGAUCAAUCAGACAGGGACACCAGUGUGUGAGGAAGAUGGUGAUGCAGGCCUUGGCAUUAGACAAGGAGGGAAAGCUCCAGUCACACCUCGUGGGCGUGGUCGAAGGGGCCGCCCACCUUCUCGGACCACUGGAACAAGAGAAACAGUUGUGUCUGGUCCGUUGGGUAUAGAAGACAUUUCACCUAGCAUGUCACCAGAUGACAAGUCCUUCACCAGAAUCAUGCCCCGUGUGCCAGACUCUACCAAACGAAUGGAUGCUGGUUCUACUGUUUUGAAGCGGAGUGAUUCCCCAGAGAUUCCUUUUCAGACUGCUACUGGGUCUUCUGAUGGGUUGGAUGCCUCAUCUCCAGGAAAUAGCUUUGUGGGGCUCCGUGUUGUAGCCAAGUGGUCAUCCAAUGGCUACUUUUACUCUGGGAAAAUCACACGGGAUGUUGGAGCUGGGAAGUAUAAGCUGCUCUUCGAUGAUGGGUAUGAAUGUGAUGUGCUGGGCAAAGACAUUCUCCUGUGUGACCCCAUACCCCUGGACACUGAAGUGACAGCCCUCUCAGAAGAUGAGUAUUUCAGUGCAGGAGUUGUCAAAGGACACAGGAAGGAGUCUGGGGAGCUGUACUACAGCAUUGAAAAAGAAGGCCAAAGGAAGUGGUAUAAGCGUAUGGCAGUCAUCCUGUCCUUGGAACAAGGAAACAGACUGAGAGAGCAAUAUGGGCUUGGCCCGUAUGAAGCUGUUACACCCCUCACAAAGGCAGCAGAUAUCAGCCUAGAUAAUUUGGUGGAAGGAAAGCGGAAACGUCGCAGUAACAUCAGCUCCCCAGCCACCCCCACUGCCUCCAGCAGCAGCAGCAGCAGCACAACACCCACCCGUAAAACCACAGAGAGUCCCCGUGCUUCCACGGCAGUUCCAUCAGGCAAAAGGAAGCUCAUCACUUCUGAAGAGGAACGAUCCCCUGCUAAGCGAGGCCGCAAGUCUGCCACCGUGAAACCUGGUACAGUGGGGGCAGGAGAAUUUGUGAGCGCCUGUGAGAGUGGAGACAACACAGGUGAACCUUCUGUCCUAGAAGAGCCGAGAGGGCCUUUGCCCCUCAACAAGACCUUGUUUCUGGGCUAUGCCUUUCUCCUUACCAUGGCCACAACCAAUGACAAGCUGGCCAGCCGUUCUAAACUGCUAGAUGGUCCUACAGGAAGCAGUGAAGAAGAUGAGGAAUUUUUAGAAAUCCCUCCUUUCAACAAGCAGUAUACAGAAUGCCAGCUUCGAGCAGGAGCUGGGUAUAUCCUUGAAGACUUCAAUGAAGCCCAGUGUAACACAGCCUACCAGUGUCUCCUAAUUGCUGAUCAGCAUUGUCGAACUCGGAAGUACUUCCUGUGCCUUGCCAGUGGAAUUCCUUGUGUGUCUCAUGUCUGGGUCCAUGAUAGUUGCCAUGCCAACCAGCUCCAAAACUAUCGUAAUUAUCUGUUGCCUGCUGGGUAUAGCCUUGAGGAGCAGAGAAUUCUGGAUUGGCAACCUCGUGAAAACCCUUUCCAGAAUCUGAAGGUACUCUUGGUGUCAGAUCAACAGCAGAACUUCCUGGAGCUCUGGUCUGAGAUCCUCAUGACUGGAGGGGCAGCCUCUGUGAAGCAGCACCAUUCAAGUGCCCAUAACAAAGACAUUGCUUUAGGGGUAUUUGAUGUGGUGGUGACAGACCCCUCAUGCCCAGCCUCGGUGCUCAAGUGUGCUGAAGCCUUGCAGCUGCCUGUGGUGUCACAAGAGUGGGUGAUCCAGUGCCUCAUUGUUGGGGAGAGAAUUGGAUUCAAGCAGCAUCCAAAAUAUAAACAUGACUAUGUUUCUCACUAAAGAUACUUGGUCUUACUGGUUUUAUUCCUGCUAUUGUGGAGAUUGUGUUUUAAUCAGGUUUUAAGUGUGUCUUGUGUGUAAUUGUAUUCUUUGCAUGGAUCUUGUACAUAGUUUUAUUUGCUGGACUUUUAUGAUAAAAUAAAUGUCGACUCUCUUUGGUUGUAGUAACUGAGAUUUCUUUAUCUGUUUCUUUGAGCUUAAUCUCAGAACAUAGGAUCCUCUCUGAAGUUUCCCAGCAGUCUUGUCACUUUAGCAGUACAGCAAAUAAAAGAUAAAGACAUAUAGGAAUGAAAUGUAUUUUGUGGCCCCACUAUCAAUGUCAAAAGGUUAUCCAAGGUGAUACAGAAUUGUUUCUAAAAACUCAGCUUAAAGUACAUGAGGGCCUAGGUGAAAGUCGUGCCAAAAUUGAAUGGGACUGGGGAGAGCUCUGGGUAUCAAGACCACAGCUGAUCUGUGGUACUCAAAGCUGAAAGGGUUUGAAUGGACAGUGACUGACAAUAAGCUUGAUAGGACAGUUUUCUGUAAGUUAACUGUCACAGCUGCUGGAUGCUAUUCCUUCCUCGAACCCAACAUCAUCCCCACUAACAAACAGCUUCUCAUUCUGUUUUUUUCUAUGAAGAGCCAAACAGUAAACACUUUAGGCUUUGUGGCCAUUUUGUCUGUCACAAUUUCCUGUCUUUUGCUAUAAGAUGAAAGCAAUCAUAGACAUUAGGUAAAAUAGUAUGUGUGGCUGUUUGAAUAAUACUUUAUUUACAAAAACAAGCAGUAGUCCACUAUCUGCCACGCUUUGCUCGUAGAGGUAACAAUGGAAGGGAUCCUCUGUAGUUGACAUGUACAGGCUUUCAUAGUGGGUAGCACAAAAUGUAGGUGAAGAGAACAUUCAGUGACUACAAACAGGCCUAAACACUGCAUUCUUGUCCAGCUUGGAGGGAAGGUAUAUUAAUGGGAUAUUUCCUUUGUUUAUGGUGAACAUUUGUGACUGCACUAUCUGAGCAUAACCUUAACUCAUGGUUAGUCUAAGGUGGGAAAAUUAAGUUUGCAAUUUUCAGUAUCUAAAAUCUGGACAAUUUGACCUCUAUCAUCUUUAGCUGGAACUGUCCCUUUUACCAGUCUGAAAGAAAGAGAACCUACUGGCUGAAUUCUUGAGAUCAGGUUUUGAGUACUCUUAAAGGAGGGAGGCUCUCAAAUCUGAAAUUUCUGAAGGAUAAUAUUGAUAAUAAAUUACAUGGUACAGAGGAGGUUUGAAAGCCUUAAGUCUUUUCUAACUUGGUGGUAACAUCUAGAUGCUUGAUUCUUUUCUUACAUGAGCCAAACCUAAACAUGUUUUACUGAUCCUGAUUGUUUUCUGUGGUAUCUUCCGUACCUUGAUGAGUCCAUAUGGAUAUAGUAAAUGCUCAAUACACCACUAUUGCACAAAUGAACCCACCCAACAGAUGUCUUAGUGUAAAGGAGCAAAAGCCUUUGAGUGGUCAGCAGAGACAUAGCUGGUCCAUUCCUCACAGGAAUUGUAGGAAGGGUUUAUACCUCUUCUAGAAGAGAAGGUAGCAUCCUUUCAUCAGUUUGCAGGCAUCUCUGAUGUUUAAUAAUUAGGGAGGUGUGUUACAGACAUCAGAACGUGGUAGGAUGAACUGUUACUUCAUUUUAUGAACCAGUUUUCACAUACCAAAACUAUAAAAAGGGGGAAAAAAGUUUCAUUAAAUAUGCUUUCUCAAGAUACAGCUGAUGUUACCCUGAUACUCAAAGAUGUUUGGCUUCUGUUAAAACUAGUUAGAUUGUUUGUGGAUAUCUUAGAAAGGAAGAAGGGCAAUGAAAUGCUUUUCCAAAUGGUAAUGACACAGACCUCUAAGAAGCCAACUACCACUGGAUCUCAUUAUUAGAUUUAAAGAAGUUUAGAAGAGUCAGUGGCCAAUUUUACUGAGAAAGCAGUGGUCAAUGAAGCAUGGUGCCACAGCUACGCUGCCAGUACAUGUCAGAGCAGGUUGUGCAAGCCACACUGUCCCUUAGAACACACAGUACGUAACCUAGCACAGAACUGACCUUCAGCUGUAGUGUCUCACCAUGCUGAUAACUUUUUCCCAGAAUAUAGUCUCCAAUAAAAUUAUGAAACAUUCCCUCACCCCCAGCACCUUCCCACAUCUGAGCCUUGCUUAUAAAAUGAGGGCAUUUGUAGAUGAAGGCUAAAGUUCCAUUUUGGACUUCUAUAACUCAUUAACCCCCCUCCCCCAAAUCUGAUGAAUUCCUCAAGGAUUGCUCUUACCUGCCCAGAGUUCCACCAGCCUGGGUAUAAUACUUGUUAUAAUCUAGCCGGAGCAGUAGUUGAGCCAAAUCUGAGUUGAUCUGGUGAUUGCGAACACUGGAAAGAAUCUUGAACAGGAGUGAAGACUGGCGACUAAAGCCCUGUUGAGAGACUUGAGCUGUCCCUGCCAUUCAGAGCGCUAGGCGCCUGGUGUCUUUGGAAAAGCCUUGCUUAAAUUUCUGUAGGACCGACCACAUUCCUAUUACUAUCAGCUCCUAAAAUGACUUAGUACUGUGUCUGUGAAAUGCAUGACUUCUAUAGAGAAAGUACUUUCUCAUUAGUAGGAAUUUAACAGCUCAUUUCAGAUUAAUAUAUUCUAUCACAUACUGGGAUUGCAGUGAGCUUGCUUUGUUACGGAGAUAAAUAUAAUUUCAGAUUUAUUUACAAGUGAGAUGGGAGGCUGGUUCAGGGAAGGAAGUGGGAUGUGAGAAAAUGAGCACAAAGCCAAUGCAUGCUUGGUGGGUUGAAUAAACUAUUUGGGGCUGAACUAUUUCUGAACACUGUGAGGCAGCACAUUAAUCUUCAAAAUCCACUGAUACCAAUGCUUUUUAUCUUUUUAUCUUGUUGUCUGUCUGUUCUGGGAUAUACUUUAUUGACUUAGAGCAAAGGCUGUUUGCUCCCUAGUGUGGGGGUGGGAGUUUGUAUUUCCAGUGGCCGGGCAGACUCACCUUCACGAGAAUGCUCAGCUGGGCAGCGCCUCGCUCAUCCAGUGGACCCAGGUUUUGACUGACCAGCGAACAAAAACUGUGACAGAGAUCUAGGAUUUCAUUCAGGCAGUGAAACACCUACCCAAAAAUACAGCUGGUGUCAGGAAAUGAAGAAAGAAACUUCUGAAAAUGCAAGGUUUGGGAAAAUAGUCUAACAGCUGACCUCCCUGUCUGAACUCUGCAUAGACACCAUUACCUUCAAGGCUGCCUGGCCCUCCCCAGCAACAUGGGCAGGAUGAAUAUCCCUUCCUGGGACAGCUGCAUUCUUCUCUGUUCCCUACACAAAGCUCCACUUCAGUCGCUAUUAGCUCAUCAUCCUUUAUUUGACCCACUGAGUGUGCUCUUGCCUUUGAUAUAUGAACACUGUUCCCUGAGAUGUCUCUUCUCUUUAGCACCAAUCUAGGCCCCAUUCUGUGAAAUGUCCUUCCCCACUGCAGCCUCUAGUGAACUUUCUGCUGUAGUAUCUGUGUUGUUGACUGGGAACUGUCCAGGCCACCUGUGCUGUUGCUGACUUUUGUAUGUACAUCUUGUUUUUCCAACUAGAUUGUGAGCUCCUUAAGGGCAGAGCCAUGACUUAUACCUCUUUGUAUCCCCAGUGCCUUGCACUCAAUAAAGACUUCAGUUAUGAUGA